Molecule: messenger RNA, 1392 nt
Organism: Cokeromyces recurvatus
Lineage: Eukaryota; Fungi; Mucoromycota; Mucoromycetes; Mucorales; Mucoraceae
Product: ATP-dependent RNA helicase DBP2
Exons: 3
Coding region: 1-1392 (463 amino acids)
Biological process (GO): rRNA processing
Cellular component (GO): nucleus; ribonucleoprotein complex; cytoplasm
Molecular function (GO): RNA helicase activity; ATP binding; RNA binding
Source: RefSeq, a predicted model, not a curated record
AUGGAUGAAUUAAAAAAAAUGGGUUUUGCUAAUCCUACCCCUAUUCAAUGUCAAGGCUGGCCUAUGGCUUUGAGUGGUCGAGAUGUUGUUGGUGUUGCAGAGACAGGUUCUGGUAAAACUUUAUCCUAUAUUCUACCUGCUAUUGUUCAUAUUAACGCUCAACCUUUACUUCAACCUGGUGAUGGACCUAUUGUGCUUGUCUUGGCUCCUACUAGAGAACUCGCUGUUCAGAUUAGUGAACAAUGUGCUCGAUUUGGUGCUAGUUCUCGUAUUAAGAACACUUGUCUUUAUGGUGGUACUCCUCGUGGUCCUCAAAUUCGUGACCUCUCUCGAGGAGUUGAAAUCUGUAUUGCUACUCCUGGACGUUUAAUUGAUAUGCUUGAAAAUGGCCGUACUAAUUUAAAGAGAGUUACCUAUCUUGUCUUGGAUGAAGCUGAUCGUAUGUUAGAUAUGGGUUUUGAACCUCAAAUUAGUAAAAUUAUCAAACAAAUUCGUCCUGAUCGACAAACAUUAAUGUGGUCUGCUACAUGGCCCAAAUCUGUUGAAAGACUAGCACAAUCUUAUCUUAAAGAUUUUAUUCAAGUUACAAUUGGUUCUUUAUCUUUAAGUGCAUCCGAAAAUGUAACUCAAACAGUAGAGAUUUGUAAUGAAAUUGAAAAGCGUGGCAAACUUAUUAGUCAUCUUGAACGUAUUAUGGAAAACCCUGAACAUGAAAGAAAGACGAUUGUAUUUACGAGUACAAAACGUACUGCAGAUGAUAUCACUCGUUUCCUUCGUCAAGAUGGAUUCCCUGCUCUUGCUAUUCAUGGUAAUAAACAACAGAAUGAACGUGAUUGGGUUUUGAAUCAAUUCCGUUCAGGUGGACAUCCUAUUAUGGUUGCAACUGAUGUAGCCUCUCGUGGUAUUGAUGUGAAGGAUGUCAAGUUCGUUAUCAACUAUGAUUUCCCUACUAAUAUAGAAGAUUAUGUCCAUCGUGUUGGACGUACAGGUCGUGGUGGCAAUACAGGCCAUUCGAUUACUUUCUUUACUGCAGAUAAUGCCCGUCAAGCUCGUGAUUUGAUUGAUAUUCUUAACGAAACUCAACAAUAUGUGGAUCCUCGUUUACAAAUGAUGGCUCAAACACGCGGUACAGCUAGUAAUCGUGGUGCUAGAGGAGCCGCACGAGAAUCAAAGAUGACAGAAAUCAAUGAAGAGCCUAAAGUAUCCUUAAACGAUUUAAAAAAAUUUGAGAAAUGGACAAAAGCACUUAAAUACAUUACAGGACUUGGUAUGACAGAGGCUGAAAGGAAAGAUUUUAAAAAGCGUUUAGAAACAGAUUUGGAAGAUUAUCAAUGCCGUCAAUGUGAAGCAUGGAGAGAUCAACUUGUAAAAAACAGUAAAGUUAUUUUCUAA